Messenger RNA from Aureobasidium vineae, 1071 nucleotides. The record is from the annotation of a GenBank genome assembly. Lineage: Eukaryota; Fungi; Ascomycota; Dothideomycetes; Dothideales; Saccotheciaceae.
AUGGCUACUUCGUACGAGACAGCGGCCGAGACUAAGAGACCAUCGAAGUUGUUAUUCUGGAUUGCUGUCAACAUCAUUGCCACUACAGCCAUCGUCUUCAUCAACAAGUCCAUCUUCGACGACCCUUCCUUCCGUGGAGCCCAGGUCUCCUUCGCAACCUUCCACUUCCUGGUCACGUUUGCCACUCUUCAUACUGUGUCUUCGACGAGAUUCGGCUUCUUCGAUCGGAAGCGAGCAGCGCUUCGAGACAUCCUUCCGCUUGCCGCAGCUAUGUGCCUGAAUGUCAUCCUUCCAAACCUCUCUCUCGCCUACUCGUCUAUCACCUUCUACCAAACCGCCAGAGUUUUAUUGACGCCCAUCACUGCGUUCUUGAACUAUGUUCUGUACCAGAAGACCGUCCCAAGCAAAGCUGUAUGCGCUCUGGUGCCUGUGUGCGCUGGCGUGGCUAUGGUGACCUACUUUGACAUGGGAGCACUGCAACAAAAAGCUCAACGUGAACUGGAUGAAGAGAAAGCAAGAACUCGUCAACUUCAGGCCAAACUCGACGCUUUGCAACAGACCGUAGCCGAUCUGAGAGACGAGCUGCGCCUGAAGCAGGUUGCAUCUGAUGAGCAUUCAACGACUUCGGUGACAGGCGAAGACACCAACCCACAGGCCAUGAUGCUUUCUCCAAAACAAGAGUAUACCAUCAUGCAACAAAUGAAACCUCCUUCUCCUCCACCGACCGCUUCUCAAGAAGAAAAUGUGAGAGAAGAAGACACGAAAGAGAAGCUCAGCGAUGAUAUCAACCGCCUUAAGCGAGAAAUAGCUACGUUGGACAAGAAGCUCAAGGUGGCAAAGAAUGAGGCCGCUUCGACAAGGGAGGACAAAAACGAUCGCACAAAUGAGGAUUACAAGAGACUGAAAGCAGAACUCAAGAGCCAGAAGGCUAGGAAAGAAGCACAAAUCGCAAAGCUUAGCGCCCAGGUCGAAGAGCUGACCACUCGAACAAUCAAAGCUGAUACUGAGCCAAACAUUCGAGCCAACGUCACUUCGAAAAGAGCGCCUGCGGAGAGAAAGAGAAAGUUCUGA